This is a messenger RNA of Homarus americanus (American lobster), 582 nucleotides long. RefSeq names its product involucrin-like. Bases 1 to 582 code for a protein of 193 amino acids. The record is from RefSeq and is a predicted model, not a curated record. NCBI's taxonomy places the organism in Eukaryota, Metazoa, Arthropoda, Malacostraca, Decapoda, Nephropidae. The transcript has 3 exons.
AUGCUCGAGGGUGAGGUAGCUGAGGAUACAAUGCUCGAGGGUGAGGUAGCUGAGGACACAAUGCUCGAGGGUGAGGUGGCUGAAGAUACAAUGCUCGAGGGUGAGGUAGCUGAGGAUACAAUGCUUAAGGGUGAGGUAGCUGAGGACACAAUGCUCGAGGGUGAGGUAACUGAGGACACAGUCUCGAGGGAACAACAGCUGUAUAAGGAACAGGAACAACAGCUGUAUAAGGAACAGGAACAACAGGUGUAUAAGGAACAGGAACAACAGCUGUGUAAGGAACAGGAACAACAGCUGUAUAAGGAACAGGAACAACAGCUGUAUAAGGAACAGGAACAACAGCUGUAUAAGGAACAGAAACAACAGCUGUAUAAGGAACAGGAACAACAGCUGUAUAAGGAACAGGAACAACAGCUGUAUAAGGAACAGGAACAACAGCUGCAUAAGGAACAAGAACAACAGCUGUAUAAGGAACAGGAACAACAGCUGUAUAAAGAACAGAGUACAAUAACAGCAGAUAUUGACCCAUCAGAGUACAAUGCAGAUAUUGACCCAUCAGAGUACAACAACAUGAGAUAUUGA